Molecule: messenger RNA, 1240 nt
Organism: Pelagomonas calceolata
Lineage: Eukaryota; Pelagophyceae; Pelagomonadales; Pelagomonadaceae
Source: the annotation of a GenBank genome assembly
GCCGAGCUCGAGGCCAGGCUUUGCGCCAGGCACAGACCGACGGACCGCGAAGGCGGCACAAUAUCGCAGCUUCUUAACGCGGCGCCCCGCCGCGAUCACGCAGCGCCUCCUUCGGAGCAGCCCCGUUGCUCCGCUGAUAAAAACCAGCACACCAAGCUCCAGGCACGAGACCAGGCGACGCCGGCGCCGUCCGUAAGUGCGUCAAAGAUGGUAAAAGGAUGGGAGCCGACGAAUUUCGACCCCAACUACGAAAACUUCGCCAACGCCGGCUGGACCAAGUACGAGCACGACGGCCGCGAGAUCACCAACCUCUACAUAAACAACAGCGUGUCCCCGACCAAACUCGCCGUCUUCCGGCGUGUAUAUGAUGCAGACGGCCAGCAAUCUAGAGAAUGGUGUCAUCGCGAUUUCUCGAAGAAGAACCUAAAAGCGUUUGUCCGCACGUUAGCUUCUGCGGGCCGGAUCACUUCGGUCGCAAACGACCGAAUUCGUCACGUCGUGGACGGCCUCAUGAAAGAGGAGGGCGGCAUCGAACUUGACGAGGGCCGCUGCGCCGAGCUGGAAAAAAGGUACGCCCAAGCAAUGAGCAAAGACCUGAGCGAUGACAUCGCUGCGCUACGGGCCGCCAUGAGGGCCGAGGCGAAGGAAGACUUGGAACACCUCAAAGGGAUGUGUGAAAGGUAUAGGAAAAAAUAUUUCCGUGAUUCUCUGGAACCGGGCGACCUGGCCCCGCCGACGGGGGAGCGCGCAAUGGCUCUCGCUCUCGUCAACUACCCGGAGGUUUGCAGGGAGAUUAUGAAGAAAUUCUGCGCAUACGGGGCGCGGCGGCUGGAGGGCGGCCUCCUGGACGACGUGCGCAAUUAUCUGAGAGACUCGCAGAUACUACACAUGAUGGUGAAGAAGGCCUACCCGAAGCUGUCGGACAAGGACGUCAAUAAGCUCUGCCGCAAGGGGACGAAGACGGAACGGGCGCUCAUUCACAUCGACCACUACAUCGCACAAUUAGGCGACGGCCCCCACCACUUCGUCGCCAUGAUUGGAGGUCCGAAUAUGUCGUUCGGCGCUUCGCGGCGCCACAUCGCGAAGGAUUUGUACGUGACGCAGGAGGUCGCGGACGCCAUCCGCGCGGCCGCGCUGGAGACGAUCCGGGGCGUCCGAGCGGUGAUUCGCGAGGGUCCCGCGAACGGCGGCGGCGACGAGGGCGAGGAGGAGGCGAUGGCGUAGAGAAGGCGCCGGUGCC